Molecule: messenger RNA, 2125 nt
Organism: Jatropha curcas
Lineage: Eukaryota; Viridiplantae; Streptophyta; Magnoliopsida; Malpighiales; Euphorbiaceae
Product: endoglucanase 11
Biological process (GO): carbohydrate metabolic process
Molecular function (GO): hydrolase activity, hydrolyzing O-glycosyl compounds
Source: RefSeq, a predicted model, not a curated record
CAAAAAGAAACUAUUCCAUCCCGAAAAGACCCAGACUACGCAGACAGUCCACGCCGUUUUCUAAACAUAGCAAGCAUAACUGAAGCAGUAAACGGUUGCAUAAAUCACGCAAAUGUUUUGCGUGUGAAGAAACAAAUUACGGAAACAGAAACAGAAACCAAACCAUUUCAAUUUCACAUUCUCAUAUCAUGUGACACUCACAUGCUUUUAUAUGAGAGAGAAGUCAGAAAAUCUCUUACAACAGACACAUUUCAAUUUUCAAAAUAUCAAAAUAUACUCUUCUCUCUUUCUUUCCCAUACUCCUUCCACUCCUAAACAGUCUCUUUAGGAGGGAAAGGAAAGAAAACCAUGGCGGAAGAGCAAAAGGAGGAGAUAAACCAAUCCAAAUCUUCAAAUUCCAAUACAUUAAAACUGCAUUGGUGUGUUCUCUUCAUUGUUUUCGCUAUUUCCUGUAAAACGACAUCGUCUCUCGGUUUCGAUUACGCCGAUGCAUUAACAAAGAGUCUUCUUUACUUCGAAGCUCAACGCUCCGGUCGGUUACCGUACAACCAGCGAGUCACUUGGCGUGACCAUUCCGGCCUCACCGAUGGUUUAGAACAAGGCGUGGACUUAGUUGGAGGAUAUUACGACGCAGGGGACCAUGUAAAGUUCGGGUUGCCAAUGGCAUUCACGGUGACGAUGCUGUCAUGGAGUGUGAUAGAAUUCCGUGAUCAGAUCGCCGGCGCCGGAGAAUUAGAACACGCUUUAGAAGCUAUUAAAUGGGGUACUGAUUAUUUCAUCAAGGCUCACACUAGUCCCAAUGUGCUAUGGGCAGAGGUGGGCGAUGGUGACACCGACCAUUACUGCUGGCAACGACCGGAGGAUAUGACCACUUCGCGGCACGCUUACAAGAUCGAUGAGAAUAAUCCGGGGUCGGAUCUCGCCGGAGAAACUGCCGCCGCAAUGGCUGCCGCGUCACUAGUGUUUAGAAAAACAAACCCACAUUAUGCUCAUCUUCUACUGCAUCAUGCUCAACAGUUGUUUGAGUUUGGAGAUAAACACAGAGGAAAAUAUGAUCAAAGUAUAAAGGCAGUGAAGAGUUACUACGCGUCGGUGAGUGGGUACAUGGAUGAGUUGUUAUGGGGAGCUAUGUGGCUAUACAAAGCCACCGACAAUGAGGACUACUUAAACUACGUCAUCAACAAAGCUGUUUGUUUUGGCGGGAUUGGUUGGGCCAUAACAGAGUUUAGUUGGGAUGUUAAGUAUGCUGGUCUUCAAAUUAUGGCUUCAAAGUUGCUUAUGGAUGAGAAGCACAAGGAGCAUAAUCACAUACUAGAGCAAUACAAAUCAAAGGCAGAGUACUACAUAUGUUCAUGCCUUAACAAAAACAAUGGUAGCAAUGUGGACCGUACUCCGGCAGGCCUAUUACACGUCCGGCAAUGGAAUAACAUGCAAUAUGUUUCCACGGCGGCAUUCCUUCUCACUAUAUACUCCGAUUUUCUUCGAAGCUCGGAUAGAAAGCUGGUGUGCCAUGGCGGAUUAGUGGAUCAUGAAGAGAUCCUAAAUUUUGCUAAAUCACAAGUUGAUUAUAUUUUAGGCUCUAACCCAAUGAACAUGAGUUAUUUAGUGGGUUAUGGAUCUAAAUACCCUACAAGGGUUCACCAUAGAGGUGCCUCAAUUGUGUCAUACAGGGAAAAUAAGGGGUUUAUUGGGUGCACACAAGGGUAUGAUAAUUGGUAUAGCCAAAAGGAGCCUAACCCUAAUGUUCUAGUUGGGGCAUUGGUUGGAGGACCAGAUUGUCAAGAUAAUUUUAUGGACCAAAGGGGUAAUUAUAUGCAGACUGAGGCCUGCACAUAUAAUACAGCACCAUUAGUAGGAGUUUUUGCAAAAUUGUUAGAAAUGGAGGACCAAAAGGAGAAGGGUGAUCAUGAUCAUAAUCAAAAUCAACCUUUGGUUGCUUCUUAUUAGAAAUAUAUAUUAAAAGAAUAUAUAUAUUUAUAUAUAGUGUUUAAUAUUACACAUGAUGGUAUUUUUGGUGGUUGAACUAAAGUGUUCAAACCCCAUUUUGUAACUUGAAUCCUUUUCCCCUUCUAUGUUAGUGUUUAUAAUACCUAAACUAUUGAGUUAAACAUUGUUGUUUACCCCA